Varroa destructor (honeybee mite) is the source of this 2680-nucleotide messenger RNA. RefSeq lists its product as uncharacterized. Gene Ontology annotation, cellular component: chitin-based extracellular matrix. NCBI's taxonomy places the organism in Eukaryota, Metazoa, Arthropoda, Arachnida, Mesostigmata, Varroidae. Gene Ontology annotation, molecular function: structural constituent of chitin-based larval cuticle. The record is from RefSeq and is a predicted model, not a curated record.
AAAACGCAGUCAACUUCUUGUUACCGACAUACUGAUCUAAGGCAUGUCGACACUAGCUACUUGCAGUCACAGUGGGUCAUCGCUUUCUCCAUAGUCGUCGUAGCUGUUCGCUGUGGACACAUCGGUGCCAACGGAGGAUCUUCACUGACUUACCACAAACAGAAGAAUGUUGGGCAUUAUGAGUUCAGAUACGAUAUUAAGGAUGACCACGAUAACAUCAAUGGCCGCCAGGAGAAAGGAUCACACGGUCAAGUAUAUGGCUCGUACUACCUCGGCGAAGUAGGCGGUCCUUACCGUACUGUUGAAUAUAUAGCAGACAAAUUCGGUUUCCGUGCUGUUAUCAAAACGAAUGAACAUGGAACGAAAACGUCCGAACCGACCUUUGCUCCUAUUACGUCGGACUUCGGAAAGAUUAUUCCAAGUGGUUCGGCCCGAAUCGCAGGCCAUCAUAAAAUUCACUAUGGCCGUCACAAGCAGACACUGGGUGACCACAAAGCCAGCAUUCAGGAGAUCCCUGCACACGGCCAGGACGUAAAAGCCUCUUACGAAAGCCAGCAGCCCGCCUAUAAACAAUACGACCAACACAAAAUUCGAAUUCACACAGGAUCUACACCUGUGGCUUACCACAUUCCAUCGUUAAAUUACAAUGACCUGUUUAACUAUGGUGCUGGCCUAAAUGGUGGUUACAGAAAGGUUCUUUUUGUGAAAAACUAAACAAAUUACGUUGCUUCAUUCAACUGAUAGGAUUAUAGAUCUUUGCCAGAAGAAGGGGGCUAAUGAGUAGUAAUAGGGCAUACCUGCGUCGUCCAUUAUCGCAUCGAGCUUAUUCCACGUAAGAUAUGACGAACGCCAAUUAUCAUUUGUAAAAUUCAGCAAUUUUUACAUAACUAUCAACCUGGAAUGAGGACUUUUGUUUUGGCCCAUAUAGAGGUAUACAUGUUUGUACAUAUUGCUUUUAUAAUUCUAUUUUGAGUAUGGAUGCAAGUGUAUGUGUAUUUUGAACUGAUUUUUGAGAAUUAACUGUAGUUGAGCUUCAAAUUCAAAUGACUGGAUCGCAGCAUCAACGUAAUAUUCAGUUGUGUGGUGAACUUAGCUGAACCAGUAGUCGAUAAUUGAAAAGUAACUUGUGUUUUGCAGCCGUAAUGCAUUUGUAAUGCUACCAUAAUGAGCAAGAAAGCUUUUUAUAUAGAAUCAAAGCUUGCCAUAGCACAAUAAUGUUUUUUUGCAGUGUAUAUGACUACUGUUAUUUAAAUGUACAACCACUAUUUUUCUAAAAUUUGUCGAAUGUAGUUAUGCAUUGCCUCCCUAGUUUUAUACAAUGCAUCUCAGUUUUGGCUGUUGCCCGAGCUAGUGGGACCCCGGCUAGAAACUAUUCUGUUUGUUUAAUAGAUCCCUCAAGGCUAUCAUAACAUCUACUUAGGAGAUUUUUACAUAUCUCCAAUGUUUUUUUCUAUCAUAGAUUAACAAUCCAAAACAAUCACUCGACAACAAGAAAACUACGAAAUCUAUCUAUCUAAUAAAAAGCGCAGGGCGCACGUCUGCGGUCUGCACCCGAAACGGUACGUUUCAUCCAAUAGUGCACUAGGCGUCUCUAUGUAAUUACGUGUCCAUAAAGGACAGAAAAAACGUUGUCCAUCUAGCGAUGGGUCUAAAUGACGUACGUAGCGUCGUGGAUACGAACAACGUCGUUUGUUUAGAUGUCAAGUUCUAUGUCCUGAUAUUUUAUCACCUUACUUCAUCACCUCUUCGGUAACGCUUAACACUAUUGGUUUUGGCCACACUGUGUAUAACUGAUGCGCGAGAAAUUAGAGUUCGAAUUUGUUAGAGUUAAAAUAGUUUCCCUACAGAGAGGCUUUCUUAAUAUAGUAUAAUAAAUAUAUAUAAAAAACUAACGUAAAUCAAUAGCAAGAAUCGGAUCGUCCCAAACAAAUGAUUAUAUAAAACUCGUGUCCCUAUGAUCUCCUUUCAGUUAGUGGUUACAUACAGCGACAAGCAUGUUUCCAUAAACAUGUGUUUUUAAUAAAGCGGCAGGAGCGUGCGUGUCGUGAUAAUCACGGUGUCUUCCAAUUUUCGUUUUCAGUCACAGCAAAGUUCUAUUUCUGCAAUUGAUGUUAUAUUUUAUUAGAUAGUAGCUUGCUCACUGGACAUUGAUGUGUUUAUUAGAAAAAUAUCCUCUAUCUAAUGUAUAGUUGAGCCGUUGUUAGAAAGAAAUAAGUUGAAAAUAAAGUCUUCAUCGUUGUUGACUGUAUUGACUGCUAUGGUCGUUCGCGCAAACACAAUAACAGCAUCAGGGGACCGUCCACAUCUUUAUUGCAUGGUGCACUGCUGCCUGUUAUAGCUCAUAAACUGUGCAUUUGGGAAUAUUAGCAAUAUGGAAGGUUAUGGGGGAUACCUAAUUUUAAGGCCUAACAAGUUUUGCCGUAGCUAACAAGGCGCCGCUGCAAGCUUCCACUUGGUUAUAUUGUCAGUCGCAUAAGGUGCGUUUGUUGCAUCCUUCUCUGUAUGAAAUUUAUUAGUAAAUUAAAUUCAGUCACCCUAUAUAAGUUGUGUUCUUAUUUCAAUCAUCCGAUUAAAAAGGCAGCAAGAAAAUAUACUUUAGAUGAAGUUACUUAUUUUACAGUGUGAAUAAAUUGAUAACGAACGUGGUAGUUUGUGGUAUAGUACAUAUUACAUCGGAUAA